AACGUCCAGCCUUGCGGCACCGCUGCUUGCCCAUCUCUCCCUCCCAUCUCUCUUAAGAGCGAACUCGUCCAAGGGUCGCUCUCACUCAUUUCUUUGUAUUUUCACCUCUGUAAAAGCUAGCCAAGAUGGUCAACUUCACCGUAGAUCAGAUUCGGGGCCUUAUGGACAAGCCCACCAACAUCCGUAACAUGAGUGUUAUCGCCCAUGUGGAUCACGGAAAGUCCACCCUUACGGACUCGCUUGUCUCUAAGGCCGGUAUCAUUGCCGCAAAAAAUGCUGGAGACAUGCGGUUUACGGAUACAAGAGAGGACGAAAAAGAGCGCGGUAUUACCAUCAAGUCGACGGCCAUUUCCAUGUACUUUGAGGUAGAUAAGGAGGAUCUCGCAUCGGUCAAGCAGAAAACGGAUGGUAACGAAUUCUUGAUUAACUUGAUCGACUCCCCGGGACACGUCGAUUUCUCCUCGGAGGUUACGGCUGCUCUCCGUGUUACUGACGGUGCUCUCGUUGUCGUCGACACAAUCGAGGGUGUCUGUGUCCAGACCGAGACCGUGCUCCGUCAAGCCCUGACAGAACGUAUCAAACCCGUUCUCGUCAUCAACAAGGUCGACCGGGCGCUCCUCGAGUUGCAGGUCGACAAGGAGGAGCUCUACCAGAACUUCCGCCGUGUCAUUGAGAACGUGAACGUCAUCAUCUCCACUUACAACGACGCUGCCCUUGGUGACGUUCAGGUCUACGCCGAGGCGGGUACCGUCGCUUUCGGUUCCGGUCUCCACGGAUGGGGGUUCACCCUCCGCCAGUUCGCCAACCGGUACGCGAAGAAGUUCGGCGUGGACAAGGAGAAGAUGAUGGGCAAGCUCUGGGGUGACAACUUCUUCAACCCUGCUACCCGCAAGUGGACGACGAAGCCCACUGAUGCUGAUGGCAAGCCUCUCGAGCGUGCCUUCAACAUGUUCGUCCUGGACCCCAUCUUCAAGAUCUUCGAUGCUGUCAUGAACUUCAAGAAGGACGCCAUUGGCCCGAUGCUCGAGAAGCUUGACGUUAAGCUCGCCUCGGACGAGCGUGAUCUCGAGGGCAAGCAGCUCUUGAAGGUGGUCAUGCGCAAGUUCUUGCCCGCUGGUGACUCCCUCUUGGAGAUGAUAGUCAUUAACCUCCCCUCCCCCGCGACUGCGCAACGUUACCGUGUGGAGACCCUGUACGAGGGUCCCAUGGACGACGAGUCUGCCAUCGGUAUCAGGGACUGCGACCCUAAGGGACCUCUUGUGCUGUACGUCUCCAAGAUGGUGCCCACGUCCGAUAAGGGUCGUUUCUACGCGUUCGGUCGUGUCUUCUCCGGUACUGUGCGUUCCGGCCCCAAGAUCCGUAUCCAGGGCCCCAACUACGUUCCCGGUAAGAAGGAGGACCUGUUUAUCAAGUCCGUUCAGCGUACCGUGUUGAUGAUGGGUCGCUACAUUGAGCCCAUCGAGGACUGCCCGGCUGGUAACAUCGUCGGUCUCGUCGGCAUUGACCAGUUCUUGCUCAAGAGCGGAACCCUCACCACCUCGGAGACUGCCCACAACAUGAAGGUCAUGAAGUUCUCCGUGUCCCCUGUCGUGCGGGUCGCCGUCGAGGUCAAGAACGCCGCUGAUCUGCCCAAGCUUGUCGAAGGUCUGAAGCGUUUGUCCAAGUCCGACCCCUGCGUCCAGACAUCCGUGUCUGAGACCGGUGAACACGUCGUCGCUGGUGCCGGUGAGCUGCACUUGGAGAUCUGCUUGAAGGAUUUGCAAGAAGACCAUGCUGGUGUUCCCCUCAAGAUCUCUGACCCCGUCGUCGGUUACCGUGAGACUGUCAAGGCCGAGUCUUCGAUUGUGGCCCUUUCCAAGUCGCAGAACAAGCACAACCGUCUCUUCGUGAAGGCUAUGCCCAUCGACGAGGAGCUUACCAAGGCCAUCGAAUCCGGCAAGGUCAGCGCCCGUGACGAUUACAAGGCUCGUGCUCGUGUACUCGCCGACGAGUUCGGAUGGGACGUCACCGAUGCCAGGAAGAUCUGGUGUUUCGGUCCCGAGACGACUGGUCCCAACUUGUUGGUUGAUGUCACCAAGGGUGUGCAGUACCUGAACGAGAUCAAGGACUCUUGUGUUGCCGGUUUCCAGUGGGCGACGAAGGAGGGUGUCUGCGCUGAGGAGAAUAUGCGCGGUAUCCGCUUCAACGUUAUGGAUGUCGUCCUUCACGCUGAUGCCAUCCACCGUGGUGGAGGACAGAUCAUUCCCACCACCCGCCGUGUAUGUUAUGCUGCUUGCUUGCUGGCCAACCCUGGUCUCCAGGAGCCUGUCUACCUUGUUGAGAUCCAGUGUCCCGAGAACGCCAUCGGUGGUAUCUACUCUUGCUUGAACAAGCGUCGUGGCCAGGUCUUCAGCGAGGAGCAGAGGCCAGGAACGCCCAUGUUCACGGUCAAGGCUUACCUUCCUGUUAUGGAGUCCUUCGGUUUCAACGGUGAGCUCCGGUCAGCAACGGGUGGACAGGCCUUCCCCCAGAGUGUGUUCGAUCACUGGGAGUUGAUGAACGGAUCUCCUCUCGAGAAGGGCAGCAAGCUCGAGGAACUUGUCCGCAACAUUCGUACCCGCAAGGGUCUCAAGCCCGAAAUUCCUUCUCUCGACACGUAUUACGACAAGUUGUAAACAUUGCCCAUGGGAGGGAGUGUACGUUCUUCAUGUUUUCUAGCGCCGGAAGGUUCUGUUACGUCACGGUAGUCUCUGAAUACGAAUGUUGUACUCUGACCAAGAUGAUUCAUUGCAUUUUUCUAUCGUCAUUUCGUAGAGUCUCGUCCUGUUGUUUGUCCGCUGCAGAAUGAGAUUGCUUCGUGCAUUCA
Gloeophyllum trabeum ATCC 11539 is the source of this 2845-nucleotide messenger RNA. RefSeq names its product P-loop containing nucleoside triphosphate hydrolase protein. Gene Ontology annotation, cellular component: ribonucleoprotein complex; cytosol. Gene Ontology annotation, biological process: translational elongation. The coding region runs from base 126 to 2654 and encodes 842 amino acids. The transcript has 10 exons. NCBI's taxonomy places the organism in Eukaryota, Fungi, Basidiomycota, Agaricomycetes, Gloeophyllales, Gloeophyllaceae. The record is from RefSeq and is a predicted model, not a curated record. Gene Ontology annotation, molecular function: translation elongation factor activity; ribosome binding; GTPase activity.